AUGGCAGAUGGUCAAUACCGGUUCCACCAGCCGGGGGCCGGACCGUUCUACUAUCAACACAACCAACACAACGCUCAAAGAGGCCUCAAUCGUGCUGGCUCUCCUCCGGGAGGGAGAAGACCCUUCAGUAACGAUACUCCGUCUCCUUCCAGAUCGCCCGCAAAUCCCUCUACAGCCCAUAGCGCUUUCAAUAUGUAUCAGCAUGGAGGACAUCAGGGACAACAUGUCAUGAUGAACGGGCAGAAUCAUCGAGGUUACGGUAUGCAACAGAUGUCCAAGUUUCAACAUAACCAUCAUCCACAUCACAAUCAGGCGAGUCAUCACCACAACCAGCACCAUCAAGGAGGACACAUCAAUCACCAGUACAACCACUCGGGAGGGGGAUCAUUGCCGGCGCCUUCUUCACAUUUCUCCCAGCCUCAUCAGAAUGGCGUCUCUGAAAAUCAACAAGAUGAUAUGGACGAGCCGGGUGGGGAGCAUUGGCAAGCUCAGCAGCAGUGGGCUGAAGAGGCGAGAGCAAAUGCUUCUCCGCACCACCAGGCCAGAACUGUAGCGCAGGUCUCUAAGCAUCUAAGUUUGGGACCGUCGCAGACUGGAAACGAGGAAGUCCAGGAAGAAGAAAGAAAUCGUCCUGUCACAGUCCCGAAGGGAGGUCGGCAGGGCUGGACAGCUAUAGAUCUGGGUGGGCAAGGUUUGCGCGCAUUGUCCGACGUGCUCUUCCGCUACGACUUUCUUCAGAAGCUCUAUCUCAAUCAUAACAACCUCGACCAUCUGCCUCUGACGAUAGGACGACUCAAGUGCUUGGUGGAAUUAGAUGUGUCUGGCAACCAGCUACGAGAACUGCCAGCGGAGAUUGGAAUGCUUACCAAUCUUGAAAGGCUUAUGCUGGUUGAUAAUCACCUCCGUACUCUGCCAUACGAACUUGGGCAUCUGUAUAAACUUUCGGCAUUGGGUGUAGAGGGCAAUCCGCUGAAUGAGGACGACAUGAAAAGAAUAAUGCACAUGAGUACUAAAGAAUUUAUCGAGUUUCUCAGGGACGGAAUGCCCGCCCCAGAACCCCCUGUAGGCCGUGACUGGCUCGCGCUUGAAGAUACGUCGAAUACAACAUCCCCGACUGAGAAAUUUUCGGCUUUCAGCUACAACAUCCUCUGUGACAGAUAUGCCACCAAAAGUCAGUAUGGAUAUGCGCCGGCUCGGGUGCUGGAUUGGGAGCACCGAAAGGAGAUCAUCCUCGGCGAAAUCCUGACCCAAGACCCUGACAUUGUUUGCUUGCAAGAGCUCGACAAGUACAAUUAUGAUGAAUUCUUCCGGCCCAAGCUUGCCGAAUCGGGGUAUAAGGGCUAUUUCGCGCAAAAAAGUCGGCACGAAACCGCUCCCAGUGAUCAAGCAAGGCACAUUGAUGGCUGUGGCACGUUUUUCAAGGAGAAGAAGUACAUCCUCCUUGACUCGCAGCAUUUGAAUUUUGGGCGCAAAGCAGUCGAGAGAUCUGGCCGACACGCUUCGGCCGACAUGAUCAAUCGAGUCUGGCAAAGGGACGAUAUCGGGACUGUUGUCUUGCUCGAAAAUCGUGCGACAGGCUCGCGAAUGAUCGUGGCUAACGCCCACUUUUACUGGGACCCGGCCUACAAGGAUGUGAAGCUGAUUCAAGUCGCCGUUCUGAUGGAAGAGCUCACCAGGCUUGCCGAAGAAUACGCGAAAAUGCCAGCAUGCAAGAACAAGAAGGUCUUCCAGUUCUCCGAUGCUGAAGAUAACGGCGAGCCCAUGCCGGAGCCCGGCCCUUCUCAGGAGUAUUCCAGUGGACCGCAACUGCCCGUGAUCAUCUGUGGCGACUUCAACUCUGGAAAGGACUCGGCUGUCUACGAUCUGUUGUCUAACGGGAACCUCGGGAGCAGACACGAAGACCUGGGAGAUCGAAACUACGGCACGUUCAGCGAAGCUGGAAUAUCACACCCUUUUACGCUCAAAUCCGCCUACAGCAGCGUGGGCGAGCUGAGCUUCACCAACUACACUCCUGGGUUUACCGACGUGCUCGAUUAUAUCUGGUACUCUUCGAAUUCUUUGCGGGUUUCCGGUUUGCUAGGGGAUGUGGACAUGGAGUAUUUGCAGCGUGUUCCGGGCUUCCCCAAUUUCCAUUUUCCGAGCGAUCAUUUGGCGUUGAUGGCGGAGUUUGUGGUGUCGGGGCCCAAAAAGCUGAAGGUGACAGAGGCUGAUUUUGGAUCUGGCUCGCAGCGAGAUGGCAAGUAG
This is a messenger RNA of Endocarpon pusillum Z07020, 2244 nucleotides long. RefSeq lists its product as uncharacterized. Gene Ontology annotation, biological process: nuclear-transcribed mRNA poly(A) tail shortening. The record is from RefSeq and is a predicted model, not a curated record. The transcript has 2 exons. Gene Ontology annotation, molecular function: poly(A)-specific ribonuclease activity. Bases 1 to 2244 code for a protein of 747 amino acids. Gene Ontology annotation, cellular component: cytoplasm; CCR4-NOT complex; nucleus. NCBI's taxonomy places the organism in Eukaryota, Fungi, Ascomycota, Eurotiomycetes, Verrucariales, Verrucariaceae.